Messenger RNA from Gossypium raimondii (Peruvian cotton), 2790 nucleotides. RefSeq lists its product as uncharacterized. NCBI's taxonomy places the organism in Eukaryota, Viridiplantae, Streptophyta, Magnoliopsida, Malvales, Malvaceae. The record is from RefSeq and is a predicted model, not a curated record. Gene Ontology annotation, cellular component: intracellular membrane-bounded organelle. Bases 1 to 2790 code for a protein of 929 amino acids. The transcript has a single exon.
AUGUCUAUGAAACCUUCAAUAAUGAUACAGAUUUGUAAGCUCACAGUCUUCUUUUUGUUCAUUAGUUUUUCUGCAAAAUCUGUGUCAUUUGCUGAGAUUGUAUUUGAAGAAUCCAAUGAUGAUGAGAGUAAAGCUUUCCAAUCUGCCAUGACUGAAGUGAAUGUAUACAGUGAGAGUGAAAGUGAAGUCGCUUACUCUGAUUACUGCUCUUCAGUUGUUCCUGAAUCAGUCACCAACUCUAAAGCUUACACCGAGAGUUUUGGAGCAUUUAAUGGAUAUGAAACUGGUUAUUACAUUGGUGGAAAUGGAAUUCUCAACCCAAAGAUCAACACAAUCUCGAAUUCCUUCUCAUUUGAAACCAGACAUGUGUCUAAAACUGUUGCAGAUGGUGUGUGGAAGAUUGAGGGAAGCUUGAUGUUCUACGAAUCAUAUCAUCCGAUACCAAGUCCAUUUCAUUUGAAACUCCAUGGAUUCUGGUCUGAAUUUUCUGGGAAUCUCUGUAUGGUUGGAACAGGUUCUGCUUACUCCAAACAGGGUAAUCUGCUAACUCCUGCAGCAGUUUUCAGGCUUAGAAAUCUCAGGGAUUCGAGUAACAUCACUACUUUGAUUACUGGAACAUUAGAGAGUCUAAGUUCUAGUGAUGGGGUGAGCUACUUUGAACCCAUUUCUGUAGUCAUGUUUCCUUUGUUGAAUUAUGAGUACACUUUUGACUUCAGAGAGUUUACACAUCAGUUUUCUGGUGAAAGAGAUGGCCUGAAGAAUUUGGCAUUCAAUGAACUUCCAAGUAGAAGAUUUUGUUCAAUGAUAAUGGGCCAUCUAAAUGAAUUUAAGCUGCAGUACGCAAGGGACUGCAGUUCUGGAAAGCAAACUUGCCUUCCAUUUGUUCGGUUGAAUGGCUAUUUGCCUCAUUUUCUGUCAUUUUCAAGCAUUAGGUGUUCAGAGGUUGAAAGGAGAAUUCGGGUUUUGAUAGAAUUUAGAAACACUAGCCAUGUCCGAAAAUACCCUUCUUUCAAUCCCAACACAACAUUGAUUGGAGAAGGAACAUGGGAUGAUAGGGAAAACCAGCUAUUCGUUCUUGUUUGUCGGUUUUUAGACAUUGGAGAAUCUUGGUCUAACGCUCAUGUUGGUGACUGCACAACAAGGUUGAGCUUUAGAUUCCCAGCAAUCUUGUCUAUCAGAGAGACUAGCAGUGCAAUGGGGCAACUAUGGACCACAAAAACCGCAAAUGAUUCUGGUUACUUUGAUAGGACUAUAUUCCGAAGUACCGGGAACCAUAUGGUGGGAGUUCCUGGUUUGAAGUAUGAAUACACCGAAUUUAACAGAGUAAAAAAUCUAUGCCUGAGAAAGGUGCAGCUGCUCCGGAACAAGGGACAAAGUUACCCAAGUGGCCAUUCCACAGACUUGAAAUUUGACAUGUUGGUUAAAAGUUCAGAGAAUAAAAGUGGAUGGGGUUCUGCGGAUCCUCUCGCCAUCGGCGAUCAGUUAUACAAGCCUUAUUUGUUUCUGAUGGAUCUUCCUGGCACCAUGCUGGAAAGACCAGUGCCUGCAAGGCUUAUGAAUGUUAGCUAUGAAGUGAGCAUCACAUUGCAAACUCCUAUAGAUGUAGCUAAUGGAGUUUUAUUUUCUUACAUUGAAGAGAAAGUGGAGAUUAGAGCUGAAGGGAUUUAUGAUUCUGAAACUGGAAAGUUGUGUAUGGUUGGUUGCAGAAAGUUGGGAUUUGAUAACCAAGUGUUCGAAAAUGCUUCUGUGGACUGUGAAAUUCUUUUGAACUUUGAGUUUUCUCCAUUAAAACCAAAUCAAAUUGGAGGAUAUAUCACGGGAAGCAUUGAAAGCACCCGGACAAGUUCUGAUCUUCUUAAAUUUGAUCGUCUAGAGGUGUAUUCUACUAUCUACAAGACCGAUCAACGAAAAAGUUCGAUUUGGACAACGGAUCAUCAGAGUACAAAGGUUCUAUUAUCUAACACACUAAUGUGCAUCUUUGUAGGAUUGCAGCUUUAUUAUGUGCAGAAUAACCCAAACGUACUCCCUUCCAUUUCACUUGUUAUGCUUGUGAUUCUUACCUUGGGCCACAUGGUUCCUCUUGCACUAGACUAUGAAACCUUGCGCUCCAACAAGCAACAUUGGAACAUGGUUUCGCCGCACAAUGGUGGAUUGAUUGAAUUAAAUGAAGUGAUUGUGACGGUAGUUAUGGUGGUUGCUUUCUUACUACUACUUCGCCUUCUCCAAUUAACAGCCUCAGCUAGAUCACGUGACAGAAACCGGAAGUCCUUGCUGUUUGCGGAAGAAAUGACCCUAAUUGUGAUUGCAUGUCUAUAUGCUGCUGGGGCCAAAUUUACACUGCUUGUUGCCACGGAGAAGCGUAGACUGGAUGUUGCAUUGCUUUACUUUUCAUCCGUCGAAUCCUGGUAUCAUUCCAUCUACAAUGACUUCAAAUCAUAUGCAGGUUUAAUCUUGGACGGCUUUCUUUUGCCUCAGAUACUUCUCAACAUGUUCUCAAAAUCCAAACAGAAGGCACUCAGUUGUUCAUUCUAUAUCGGGACCACUUUUGUUCGAUUGCUGCCACAUGCAUAUGAUCUUUAUUGCAAUCUCAACUCUGUUUAUUACAGCAUGUUACAAGUUUCCGUGAGUCCUGUCCAGUGUUUUGUCUCCGCUGCUUGGGAUGUUACAAUAUUUUGGGGGCUCCUCCUGCUUGCUGCAAUCAUUUACUUGCAGCAAAAGUUUGAUGGUCAUUGCAUUCUUCCAUCCAGACUUAGACAGCUGGAAUCAUAUUCUGAGGAGUUCCAUUCGUAA